AAUUCCAAAAAGUGUCAACCUUUAACAAUUCUCGGAUGAAAUCUCCUAGCCGUUCGGAUUAUUGAUAUUGCCCAAAAUUGUGAUUAGGGGUUAAUAUAGCCAAAAUGAAAAAUUUAAAGGAUGAUGCAAUGUUACUCCCAUCUCCCCCCUCCUCCUUUCUCCAAAUAGAUAUUGAAUUGUUUAUUCUUUCCUUCUCUUUGGGUUGCUUGUUUGUAUGGCAGUGUUAUUAUUGUACUACUUGACAUUCCUUACCUCAUAGCCUUUCCUAUGUACAAAAAAACAAAACCAGGCAUGGAUAGGGAAAAGGGCAGAAAAAAACAGGAAAAGAAACAAUAAAAAUGGAGCUUGUGGUUGUGGUCCUGACUCUUUUUCACCUUUUAUCCUUUACUUACUACUCUAAUUCCCACCUCAAGCAUAUAUCUUUCCUUUCUUUUUUGUCAUUCUUUUCACCCUUUGGAACCUCACUUUUUGAACCCAAGUUUUCUUUUUUCGUUAAUUUUUUUUCUUCCAAAAAGAAAUGGAUGGUAAAGGGAAGCAAAUUAGGAUGGUGAUGGGGAGGGAAGUAAUGAAGAAGGAUAGUGCUGAUGACUCUUCAGAUGAUGAAGGGUAUGAGCAAAACCAGAUGGGGUUUAUGGAAGAUGAAUUUCUCGAGAGUAACAAGAAAAAGAAAGUGGUAGUUACUGCUGCUGGUGGUGGUGGUGGUGGAGGAAGGAGGGUGUCAAGUGGUGGUGGAGGAGGGAUGAGGUGUUGUCAAGUAGAGAAGUGUACAGCUAAUCUGACUGAUGCAAAGCAAUAUCAUAGGAGGCAUAAGGUUUGUGGACAUCAUGCUAAGGCUCAGGUUGUGCUUGUAGCUGGAAUUAGGCAGAGGUUUUGCCAGCAAUGUAGCAGAUUCCAUGAACUAUCAGAAUUUGAUGAAACCAAAAGAAGCUGUCGCAGGCGGUUGGCCGGACACAAUGAGAGGCGAAGGAAGAAUGUUGUUGAAUCUCACGUGGAAGGCUCAAGCCGCAAAGUGAAUGGAACUCAUGGCACUCAGUUGAAGGAUAUGGUAUGUGGACAGGCUGAUGAAAGGGGAAGAAUUAAGAUAACAAUCCAAGAAAAUGCCACUUACAAACAUUUCCAGAUAAGCUAAACCGAUUGCUCUCUCUCUUCUGUCAUCCUAGGGAUGUAAUGAUGCUGAUACUCUUUCCCUUUUCUUCUUCUUCUUCUUCUUCUUCUUCUUAUUAUUAUUAUUAUUAUUAUGUACUUCUCCGGCUAAACAAAUGCUAAUGUCACAUUGUGUGACAACCAUGCAUGGUGUCAGGGUUGCUAGCUGUGGCAGUAGGCAUAUGCUACUUAACUUAACCCAACUUAUUCUAAUAGUUUCAGGGUAUUGUUGCAAGCACUGACUUGACUUGUAUUGAGUGUUUUGCUUCAAUCAAUAUAUUAUCAGUUAUCA
Messenger RNA from Populus nigra (black poplar), 1435 nucleotides. RefSeq names its product squamosa promoter-binding protein 1-like. Gene Ontology annotation, cellular component: nucleus. The transcript is spliced from 2 exons. The coding region runs from base 518 to 1129 and encodes 203 amino acids. Gene Ontology annotation, molecular function: DNA binding. The record is from RefSeq and is a predicted model, not a curated record. Lineage: Eukaryota; Viridiplantae; Streptophyta; Magnoliopsida; Malpighiales; Salicaceae.